Penaeus indicus is the source of this 2399-nucleotide messenger RNA. RefSeq names its product protein white-like. The record is from RefSeq and is a predicted model, not a curated record. Gene Ontology annotation, biological process: transmembrane transport. Lineage: Eukaryota; Metazoa; Arthropoda; Malacostraca; Decapoda; Penaeidae. The coding region runs from base 96 to 2009 and encodes 637 amino acids. Gene Ontology annotation, molecular function: ATP binding; ABC-type transporter activity; ATP hydrolysis activity. The transcript has 12 exons. Gene Ontology annotation, cellular component: cytoplasmic vesicle membrane; plasma membrane.
GCGGCGCAGUGCAAGUACCACCCUCGCUCCUCUGCCCCGCGCUGUCCUGGGCUGGGAUUUUUUUUGUGUUGGGUUACUUGUAGUUUAUCAUCAGUAUGGGAUUUCCGACGUUCUUCUUGUCUAAAAAAAGUGGCAGCGAUUCCUCGGUGGCCGUGGGGGACGAGGACCAGAUCACGUACUCCUGGCACAAUGUCAACGUCUACAGUAACCCGAGGGCGAGGACCAGCAGGUCGCUCUUCAGCAGGAAGAAGCAGGAGUCCAGCGAGAAACACAUUCUUAAAGAUGUGACGGGCAUCUGUCGCCCCGGCGAGCUGCUGGCGAUCAUGGGGGCGUCGGGCGCGGGCAAGACGACGCUGCUCAACGUCCUCACGCACCGCAACAACGACAAGCUGCGCAUCGUCGGCGACCUCUUCGUCAACGGCCACCGAGUGGACCCCGACUCCCUCACCAGCCGCUCCGCCUACGUGCAGCAGGACGACCUCUUCAUCGGCAUGCUCACCGUCAGGGAGCAGCUGGUGUUCCAGGCCAUGCUGCGAAUGGACCGCCACCUGACGUACGACCAGCGAAUGGCUCGUGUGGACGAAGUCAUCAGUGAGCUUGGCCUGAUGAAGUGCGCCGACACGAAAAUCGGCGUCCCGGGCAGAAUCAAGGGGAUUUCUGGGGGGGAGAUGAAGCGACUUGCCUUCGCUUGUGAGGUGCUGACGAACCCACCUCUCAUGUUCUGCGACGAGCCCACCUCCGGCCUGGACUCCUUCAUGGCCCAGAACGUGGUGGCCGUCAUGAAGAACAUGGCCGAGCGGGGCAAGACCAUCAUCUCCACCAUCCACCAGCCCAGCUCCGAGGUCUACGCCAUGUUCGACCGCGUCCUCCUCAUGGCCGAGGGGCGCGUCGCUUACCUGGGCGAGGUCGACGCCGCCUACCAGUUCUUCAACAGGAUCGGGCUGCCGUGUCCGCCCAACUACAACCCUGCCGACUUCUUCAUCUCGACGCUGGCCAUCCAGCCGGGCAAGGAGGACAGCUGCCGCAAGGCCAUCGCCAUGAUCUGCGACGAGUUCGCCAAGUCCGAGGAGGGCAUCAACAUUGGCAAGGCCGUCCUUGAGAACUCGAAGGACUCGGAUGUAAACGGUUACGACAGCUUGGCAGAUAUUGAGGUCAGGAAAUCUCCUUACAAGGCGUCGUGGCUCAAGCAGUUCCGGAGUGUGCUGUGGAGGUCAUGGCUGGAGGUCAUCAGGGAACCCAUGCUGAUCAAAGUCCGCUUCGCUCAGGUCAUGGCCAUCGCUCUCCUCAUCGGCAUCAUCUACUUCGGCCAGACUCUCACGCAGGAGGGAAUCACCAACAUCAACGGCGCCCUCUUCCUCCUCCUCACCAACAUGACUUUCCAGAACGUCUUCGGAGUCGUUAGUACUUUCUGCGCCCAACUCCCGAUCUUCCUCCGCGAGCAUUUCAACGGCAUGUAUCGUACAGACGUCUAUUUCCUGUCCAAGAUGAUCGCCGAGAUGCCUUUCCACAUCAUCUAUCCCUUUGCGUUCGUGGCCAUUGCUUACCAUAUGGUUGGUUUUACUGAUGACUACGUGAAUUUCUUCAUCUCCGCCGGGAUCGUUAUCUUGGUGGCCAACAGUGCGAUCUCUUUCGGUUACAUGAUUUCGUGCAUGUCGAAGAACCUGAGCGUUGCACUUGCAAUUGCAGCGCCACUUAUUAUUCCUCUUAUGCUGUUUGGAGGAUUCUUCUUGAACAGCGGCUCAACUCCCAUUUACCUGACGUGGCUGAAGUACCUCUCCUGGUUCAGCUACGGGAACGAAGCCCUCCUCCUGAACCAGUGGCAGGGCGUCAAGUCCAUCCCCUGCAACACAAACCAGACCUGUUUUCCCAACGGCCAAGCAGUUCUGUCCUUCUUGCAUUACGAAAACGGGAGCAUCACCGUCAACGUGUUCUGUCUCUUCGCCCUUAUCGUGGGCUACCGGAUCUUGGCGUUUUUGGCUCUUCUCACCAAGACUUUUAGGAAACAGUAGUGGUUCGGUCUGCUUCCGCCUCCGUUUCCCCCCGAAAAAAAAGCCUAAACUCGCUGGUGUUUCGAAGCUCCGAAAUCAUUUGGGGGUUCAAUUUAGUCCCCAAUCUUUCAACGAGCGAAAUAUCCGAAGUUUAGACUAGUUUGCAUUUCCAAGAGUAUCGUUAGUUUAUUUUUUUUCUUCUCUUAUCUGUCCGAGAACGCUUUUGCAAUGGGAAUGUAUUCAAAGGCUUUAAAAUUUCCCAAUUUAUUUUAGGUCAGUAGGCAGAAAAAAAGUAUACUGACAUUUACUCGGACAAGGAAUCUAGAUUUUGUAUUGUAUUGACAUUUUAUAAAUUGUAAACAUCACAUUAUAAGCAAAAUUAGACAAAGACAGUUGACAAAUGACUAUGUA